This is a messenger RNA of Leptopilina boulardi, 1963 nucleotides long. RefSeq names its product origin recognition complex subunit 1-like. Bases 129 to 1769 code for a protein of 546 amino acids. Gene Ontology annotation, cellular component: nuclear origin of replication recognition complex. Gene Ontology annotation, molecular function: ATP binding; DNA replication origin binding; ATP hydrolysis activity. The transcript is spliced from 6 exons. The record is from RefSeq and is a predicted model, not a curated record. Gene Ontology annotation, biological process: mitotic DNA replication checkpoint signaling; DNA replication initiation. Lineage: Eukaryota; Metazoa; Arthropoda; Insecta; Hymenoptera; Figitidae.
AGUUCAGUGUAUUAAUUCUUUCAAAAGUAAUAUAAUUAAGCGUAUUCUAGGUUAUACAUUGUUGUCGCAACAACAAUUAUUGCAUAAUUAACCCAAUUACUUAAUCUAGAGAGAUACAUCGUAAAAAUAUGGAUUGUCAAUCCAAAUGGAAUUUAAGUCGAAAAGAAGAUUGCUAUAAAUUUGAAGAAUCAGUUCAAAAAAGUUUAUUUAAUUCUGACAAUUACGAAGAUAAAAAUAUAGUUCCUGCUCAUAGGACAUUUAAUAUUGAAAAUUCUCAAACGUCAAGUGGAAGAAAUCUCAGGGUUCGCAAUAAAAAAAUAAAUUACCGUGAUGGUAAAGAGAAAUCAUCUUCUCCAAAUACUAGAUCAGAGAAUAAAGAAAUGCUAAACAAAACACAAGAGCCGAAGAUUACAAGAAGUAAAAGAGAGCCCUCAAAUUCAAAUAAUAAAAAUGUGACUUACAACCCUCGAAACAAAAAAUUUUCGAAAAGCCAACAAAAAUCGAAUACUAGAGAAAAAAAAAAUAUUGCCCAACUAGAUAAUAAAUUAUCUAACAAGGGAACUCUACAUAAGCGACGUAUUUUGAUCAGAAACCUGACACCGCCUAUGCAAACGAGAAAUUCCAUUAUUUCUAAGCCAAAAACAAAUAUUGAAAAAUUUCGAACUCGUUUGCAUGUCAGUUUUAUGCCCAAAUCCUUGCCUUGUCGAGAAGCUGAAUUUAAUAAUAUUUUCACAUUUAUCAAAGGAAAACUCACUGAAGAGAUGGGAGGAUGCAUUUACAUCAGUGGAGUACCUGGCACGGGAAAAACUGCUACCGUUAAUGAAGUGAUAUUGUGUUUGAAAAAAUUAGUAUCAAAGGGUGAAUUGUCACCAUUUGAAUUUGUUGAUAUCAAUGGAAUGAAAUUGACCGAACCACGUCAAGCCUACGUGCAAAUUAAAAAGCAAUUAACUAAAACCGCAAGUUCAUGGGGAGAAUCUUUACGUUAUCUUCAUCAUAGAUUCACAAAAUCUGUAGUUUGUAAAAAUAUGACUUUGUUGCUUAUUGAUGAGAUGGAUCUAUUGUGCACUAAACGUCAGGAUGUGAUUUAUAAUCUUCUGGAUUGGCCAACGCACAAAACUUCUCAAUUGAUUGUGAUAACAAUUGCCAACGCAAUGGAUUUGCCGGAGAGAGUUUUAAUGAAACGUAUCACCUCUCGUUUAGGAUUGACCAGAUUAAUAUUCAAUUCUUAUAAUCACAUUCAAUUAAUGGAAAUCAUAAAAACUAGACUAAAUGAUAUGAAGGACUUUAAUCUAGAAGCUAUUGAACUUGUUGCCAGAAAAGUAGCUUCAUUUUACGGCGAUGCACGAAGAGCUUUGGAUAUUUGUCGUCGAGCAACGGAAAUUGCAGAAUGUGACAAUAAUAGAGACUUCGUUAAAAUGUUGGAUGUAACAUUCGCUUUGAACGAAAUGAUAACAAAUUCACGAGUGCAAGCUAUCAAGUGUUGUUCAAUGAUGGAAAUAAUACUAUUGGAAGCAAUUUCCCAAGAGAUAACACGAACUGGAAUUGAACAAGUUACCUUUCAAAAUGUUUACACACAAUUUGAAACUAUAUGCAUUCUUGAAGGUGAAGAAGUUCCAAAAAUAACGCCAACUCUGGAGAUUUGUCGAAAAUUAUCAUCCUGGGGAUUAAUUUUAUGGGAAUCUGGCACAGAUUUAUAUCAAAAUAUUUUGCUUAACGUCACAGCUGAUGAUAUUAAUUUUUCAAGGAGAGUCCAGAAUACGGGUUUCUGAACGUCGACGCGUUGAUAGCAACGCGUCUGUCUUAUGGGACAUCAAUGGGAGAGACAAAGACAGAAUGAUACGUCGACGUUCAGAAACCACUUAUUCUGGACUCUCCCUCAAAGGCACGAAAAUUAUUUUAAAAUUUUUGCAAAUUUAUAAAUAAAAAACUAUUAGAAGAACGGACUCAAAAAGUACUGUAAACA